GUUUUGUUGUGGGCGGGGCCUGAGCUGUUGGUUAUGGCACGGCUCGUGGCGCGCGCGCUCGUGGGCUCCCUUUCUGGCGAAUUACUGUCGCGGCCGGGUGGCUCCGGGUGUUGGAGGAGGUUGAGGUUCUGCGGGACAAAUCCUGCCACUUUCACGCGCACCAUGACGCCCCCUCCGAAGUUCCCGACCGUCAAGCUGGCCAGCGGCUAUGAGAUGCCGCUCUUCGGCCUCGGCACCUGGAAGUCGGAGCCGGGCAAGGUGAAGGAGGCGGUGGAGACGGCCCUGUCGCUCGGCUACCGGCACAUCGACUGCGCCCGGGCCUACCAGAACGAGGCUGAGGUCGGCGAGGCGCUGCGCAACAAGAUCGCCGACGGCACCGUCAAACGCGAGGAUGUCUUCAUCACCAGCAAGCUGUGGAACACGUUCCACUCGCCGGAGCUGGUGAUGCCCGCUCUGAAGAAAACCCUGGAGGACCUCGGCCUCGACUACAUCGACCUUUACCUCAUCCACUGGCCCAUGGGCUACAAGGAGGGCGGCGAGCUCUUCCCGAAGGACGCCGACGGCAAGAUGCAGUUCUCGGACGUGGACUACCUGGACACGUGGAAGGCGCUGGAGGAGGGCGUCAACACCAAGCUGGUGCGCUCGCUGGGUGUCUCCAACUUCAACGAGGAGCAGAUUGAGCGCGUCAUGGCUGAGGCUAAGGUGCCCGUCUGCGUCAACCAGGUGGAGUGCCACCCGUACCUGACCCAGAAGAAGCUGAUGGAGUUCUGCGCAUCCAAGAACAUCGUCGUCACAGCCUACAGCCCGCUGGGCUCCCCAGACAGGCCGUGGGCCAAGCCCGGUGACGUGGAGCUGAUGGACGAGCCCAAGCUGAAGACGAUCGCCGAGAAAUACAACAAGUCGGUGGCCCAGGUGCUGAUCCGCUACCAGCUGCAGCGCGGCAACGUCGUCAUCCCCAAGUCGGUCACCCCCAGCCGCAUCAAGGAGAACAUGGAGAUCCUCGACUUUGAGCUCAGCGCCGACGACGUCGCCGCCAUCGACUCGUUCGACAACGGCGGCCGGUUCUGCGGGCUCUCGUGGAUGAGCCACCACAAGUAUUACCCGUUCAACGCCAAGGCGUAACCCUGCGCCCGACUUCCGAUGCUGUUUCAUGAUACCUGCCACUGUUAAUACACGUCCGCUGGGAGCGGAGCCAGUCA
Molecule: messenger RNA, 1199 nt
Organism: Amphibalanus amphitrite
Lineage: Eukaryota; Metazoa; Arthropoda; Thecostraca; Balanomorpha; Balanidae
Product: aldo-keto reductase family 1 member B1-like
Exons: 7
Coding region: 34-1122 (362 amino acids)
Cellular component (GO): cytosol
Molecular function (GO): aldose reductase (NADPH) activity
Source: RefSeq, a predicted model, not a curated record